Molecule: messenger RNA, 363 nt
Organism: Fonsecaea erecta
Lineage: Eukaryota; Fungi; Ascomycota; Eurotiomycetes; Chaetothyriales; Herpotrichiellaceae
Exons: 2
Coding region: 1-363 (120 amino acids)
Source: RefSeq, a predicted model, not a curated record
AUGGCCGAAAGUCCAGUCAAGGAAAGCGAUAUUCCGGCUCUGCUUGCCAUAGUGUUCGGCUCAGUUGGCCCCAUUCACGUCGACGCUGAAAAGGUGGCCCAGCAUCUGGGCAUAAGCCUGGCCACGGUUCCGCCGAAGUUCACGGCGCUUCGAAAGCGGUACAACCUCGAGAUCAAGGUCAUCAACUCUGGGGCUUUGCAGCGCAACCGACCAAAUAGCCCUAAGAAGAGGCUCGCUGUGCAAGGGCCCAAACCCAUGAGGAAUACCAGUGUCCCAACACAAUCGGGCAGCGACACCGAGGUCAACCUGCCAGAAGAACUCCUCUUUGAGCCUGCGGCAGCUGUCAAGCAAGAGGGAGCGUGA